Rosa rugosa (rugosa rose) is the source of this 1400-nucleotide messenger RNA. RefSeq names its product methylmalonate-semialdehyde dehydrogenase [acylating], mitochondrial-like. Bases 133 to 1200 code for a protein of 355 amino acids. Gene Ontology annotation, biological process: L-valine catabolic process; thymine catabolic process. The transcript has 13 exons. NCBI's taxonomy places the organism in Eukaryota, Viridiplantae, Streptophyta, Magnoliopsida, Rosales, Rosaceae. Gene Ontology annotation, molecular function: malonate-semialdehyde dehydrogenase (acetylating, [NAD(P)+]) activity; methylmalonate-semialdehyde dehydrogenase (acylating, NAD+) activity. Gene Ontology annotation, cellular component: mitochondrion. The record is from RefSeq and is a predicted model, not a curated record.
CGUCAGCGUUCCAUCGGACGGGGCUAGUUCGUCGCCACCAUUUUCUUUAAAACCCCAAAUCCAGUAGGCCUCUCAGUGACACUCUUGACUACUCCAUCAAAAUUCAUCUAAAGAAGAACAGAGAAGGAAGAAAUGUUGCAGCUUUCAAUUCCAAGAGUGAGAAAUCUCAAGGCUUUUAGAGCGACGAUCUUUGCUGUCCGUAGCUCUCAUUUCUCCACAGCGGCUGAGCCAUCCUCGUCUUCUACUCCUCCGAGAGUUCCUAAUCUAAUUGGAGGUGCUUUUGUUAAUUCACAAUCCUCUGCGUCCAUAGAUGUCAUAAAUCCUGCCACGCAACAAGUUGUUUCGCAAGUUCCGUUGACCACAAAUGAGGAGUUCAAAGCGGCAGUGUCUUCAGCAAAGAAGGCUUUUCAAACAUGGCGUAACACACCCGUUACGACACGUCAGCGUGUCAUGUUUAAGCUGCAAGAGCUUAUCCGGAGAGACAUUGAUAAGUUAGCCUUGAAUAUUACUACAGAACAGGGGAAGACGUUAAAGGAUGCGCAUGGUGAUGUGUUUCGUGGGCUAGAGGUGGUAGAACAUGCUUGUGGCACAGCAACUCUUCAAAUGGGGGAAUAUGUUUCUAAUGUAUCAAAUGGAAUUGACACGUAUAGCAUUAGAGAGCCACUUGGUGUUUGUGCUGGGAUUUGUCCGUUCAACUUUCCGGCAAUGAUUCCAUUAUGGGCCAAGGAGCGCAUAUGCAAUCUAAUCCAAUCUGGUGUUGAAAGUGGUGCCAAGCUAUUGCUGGAUGGGCGAGAUAUAGUGGUCCCAGGUUAUGAGCAUGGCAAUUUUAUUGGCCCUACUAUCUUAUCAAAUGUUACAGCUGACAUGGAGUGCUACAAGGAAGAAAUUUUUGGUCCAGUUCUUCUUUGCUUGGAGGCUGACAGUCUAGAAGAGGCAAUAAGCAUUGUUAACAGAAACAGAUAUGGCAAUGGCGCUUCUAUAUUUACUACAUCUGGGGUAGCUGCUAGGAAAUUUCAGACGGAGAUUGAGGCUGGGCAGGUUGGUAUCAACGUUCCUAUUCCAGUUCCCUUGCCCUUUUUCUCAUUUACUGGCAGCAAGGCAUCUUUUGCAGGGGAUUUGAACUUCUAUGGCAAGGCAGGUGUAGUGGUUGUUUAUUUCACAGGCCAUUGCCGUGAAAGAGGGCCUUUGUUGAAGGGUUAAGUGAAAUGGAACUCAUAUAAGCCAAUUACGUUGUUAGUGUCUAUAUAUUGAGCACAUGUUGAGUAAGUUUGUGAGGACCUGUUAGCCUUUAAAGGGGAUGCAACUCAUGUAGAUCAUAGAACAUGAUUUAAACUGAUCAAGAAAAUGUCUUCAGAAUUACAAGAGUUUUUUAACCUGCAUUUCUAGUGAUAAACUAUGAC